AGGGAGUUCCAGCCAGCGUAUGGCCCCAGGAAUGCCCCCUCCCUAUGCAGGUAUGAGGAGCUCCAUGGGCCCAGGAAUGGACCAGUCUCGCAAGCGCCAUGCUCACCCCUCAGAUGCCAAGAAUAAAGGACAAAGUGCGUCUAUUGGGGGAGGCGGCUCAAGCGGGAGCAGUGCCAGAAAAAAGAAGAAAAUGGCCGACAAGGUACUUCCGCCAAGAAUUCGCGAGCUGGUGCCCGAGUCCCAGGCUUACAUGGACCUAUUGGCAUUUGAAAGGAAACUAGACGCCACCAUUAUGAGGAAGCGACUGGAUAUUCAGGAAGCCCUCAAGAGACCAAUGAAGCAAAAACGGAAGCUACGCGUGUUCAUCUCCAACACCUUUUACCCGGGCAAGCCCGACGCUGAAGAAGAGGAUGCCAGUGUGCCCUCAUGGGAACUGCGAGUUGAAGGGCGCCUCCUAGAGGAUCCAAACGCGCCAAAGUACGAGACUAAACAGAAGCGGAAGUUCUCCUCGUUCUUCAAAAGUCUCGUCAUCGAGCUGGACAAGGAGCUCUACGGACCGGACAACCAUCUCGUGGAGUGGCACCGAACGAACACGACCACAGAGACAGAUGGAUUCCAAGUGAAGCGUCCAGGCAGUGAGAAUGUGAAAUGCACUCUGCUUCUUCUCCUUGAUCACCAGCCUCCACAGUACAAGCUGGACCCACGCCUAGCCCGCCUCUUGGGCGUCCACACCCAGACACGCCCAGUCAUUAUCAACGCCCUAUGGCAGUACAUUAAGACCCAUUCCUUACAGGACUCCCAUGAGCGAGAGUACAUCAACAAUGAUAAGUACUUCCAACAGAUUUUUGAAUGUGGACGGAUGAAGUUUUCUGAGAUUCCUCAGCGACUCCACCCGUUGCUCCACGCCCCGGAUCCCAUCGUUAUUCACCAUGUCAUCACAGUAGACCAGGCCGAGCAGAAGAAGACGGCAUGCUACGACAUCGACGUUGAAGUUGAUGACACCCUAAAGGAACAGAUGAAAUCGUUUCUCCUCUCCACUGCCAGCCAACAAGAAAUUGCUUCUCUCGAUAAUAAGAUCCAUGAGACUGUCGAGACCAUAAACCAGCUGAAGAUUCAGAGAGAAUUCAUGCUGGGCUUUGCCAGGGACCCCCAACACUUCAUCAGCGAGUGGUUGGUCUCUCAGAGUAUGGACCUAAAGACGAUGACGGAUGUGAUGGGCAACCCAGAAGAGGAGCGUCGUAUGGAGUUCUUCUACCAGCCGUGGGCCCAGGAGGCCGUGAGGCGCUACUUCUACAGCAAGGUGCAGCAGCGUCGUGCAGAGCUGGAACAGGCCUUAGUUAUCCGCAACACAUAGUGUGCUAUAAGGUCUCUCUCGGUGUUGUGUUAAGAACAAAACUCAAACCUAAGCCCAAUUUCAUAGAGCUGCCUAAGCAUAACAAGUUGCUAAGUACAACAAAAUUGUGCUUACCAGAAACAGG
Molecule: messenger RNA, 1478 nt
Organism: Asterias rubens (European starfish)
Lineage: Eukaryota; Metazoa; Echinodermata; Asteroidea; Forcipulatida; Asteriidae
Product: SWI/SNF-related matrix-associated actin-dependent regulator of chromatin subfamily D member 1-like
Exons: 10
Coding region: 20-1354 (444 amino acids)
Biological process (GO): regulation of transcription by RNA polymerase II
Cellular component (GO): nucleus; SWI/SNF complex
Source: RefSeq, a predicted model, not a curated record